AUGGAAAAUAAUUUAGCGAUAUCUUUGAACAACGCUAAAGAUUAUCUAAAAAAGAAAAACGAGAAUGGCCAAUCUGUGUAUGAACAUAUUUGCGAUUUAAUUAAUUAUAUAAUUUUAGAAAAACCAGAUAAAUGUUAUGACAAUUUUGAAAUAAUAUCAACACAAGUAAAAGAAAAUAAAAAAUAUAUUUAUAAAAAUAAUAAUGGAAACUCAAAAACCACAUUAAAAGAAAUCGACCAAACGAAUUCUACAUUAGACAAUUAUAUAUUAAACGGUUAUAUAAAACAAAAAAAUGAAUGGAUGGAAAAGAUAAAGAAAAUAAUUGGGGAAAUAAAAUACACAGAAAAAUACAGUGAAGAAAACAUAAAUAUUAAACCAACAAAAUUGCCAUUUUCAAUAAAUUUAUUUCAUCAAAUAGAAUUAAUAAAAUGGGCUGGUUAUCAAAUAAAUACCAGUCUAAUAUUUUAUAUCGAAAAUUCUAUAAAAAAUAUUCUAAAAAAAAAUAAAAAUUCAUUAAUAUCUUUAAACUUUUGGGGAAUCCUAAAAGGAAUAAAUAACGAUUACUAUAUUUUAGAAGGACAACUUAAAAAUUAUAAAAAACCUUUAUCUACUUUUAAUAAAAAAAAAAAAAAAAAAAACAGCCAAAGUUCUACAAGUUCUAAAAAAUCGCCUGACUCAGUCAGCUCAAAUGAAUCAACAAAUUCAAAUUUGUCUACUAUAUCAACCACUUCAAACACUUCAGAAAGUUAUAAUAGUGAUGACCAAAAAGGCCCAAAUAAAUCAGAAAAAAAUAAUAUGAAUACAAACAAUGUAACAUAUUUAUACACAAAAGAAGAAUAUCAAAAUUUUAAUAAAAAAAUAAAUAAAUAUGUUUAUUGGGUUUCAAUUAAUGGUACUGAUAAAUGGAUUUUGUUAAAACCAACUACUCCAGAAUAUAUAGAAAAAACGAGCAAAACUAACAAAAUGCUAACUGGAAAUAUUAAUCAUAUUAUUACAUCUUUCCCAAAUAUUCAAAUAAAAGAAAAACAUUACUUAAGAGCCCUUAUUUCAAUCAUUUCAUCUUAUACAUGUAUAUCACCAAAAAAUUAUUUUAUUCUUAAAACACAAGAAAAUACAGAAAAAAUUGAACAAACAGACAACGAAGAAAACGAAAUUCAUAAAGAAAAUACUCAAUCUAGUGUUGCCACUGAUGAAUCAGAAGAAAGUAAGAAUGACGAUAAUAAUUCGGAUCCUAUUAUAAAUUAUAAAUUUGAAUAUGAUAUAAAUCUACUUUCAAAUAUCACGAAUUGGGUAUAUUCUAGACAUCAUUUUUUGCAAAAUGGACAUAUCAUGUAUCCAAAAAUUAAAUCAAAAAAAGAAAAAGAUGAUAAAAAUUAUAAACAACUUUUAAAUUUAAUUAAACAAUCACCUCCUUUAAAAAUACUUAGAAAAAUUAAAUCACAAAAAAAUAACCAAACAAAUAUAUAUACAUGGAAAAUUAAGCAUCUUAAUUAUGGAUAUUCAUAUGGAAUAAACAAUAAUCACUAUGAUAUAAUUAUAAUUUACAAUUUUGUAUUUUACGGUGCUUUUACAAUAUACUAUAAUAAACAAUAUUUUAAUUUUUAUAUAGGAACUGGUAUUAAAUCAAAACAUGCUUUUAUACAUACUUAUCAACCAGACAAAAUAUAUUCAGAUAAUAGUGAAUUAUCCGAACAAGAUCAAAUAGAAUAA
Molecule: messenger RNA, 1710 nt
Organism: Plasmodium berghei ANKA
Lineage: Eukaryota; Apicomplexa; Aconoidasida; Haemosporida; Plasmodiidae
Product: radial spoke head protein, putative
Exons: 1
Coding region: 1-1710 (569 amino acids)
Biological process (GO): cilium assembly; axoneme assembly; cilium movement involved in cell motility
Cellular component (GO): axoneme; radial spoke
Source: RefSeq, a predicted model, not a curated record